CUGGUUUCGGGGCUGCCAAGAAAGGUGGGCCGCCGCAGAGCUGGAGACGAGUGCUGAGCCGCCUGCAGCAUGCCACCGUUCUGCCUGCUGCUGCUGCUGCUGCUCGCAGGGGCCACCGCGGCCCUUCGCCUGGAGGGCGGCCAUGCCAGCCGCGCCAGUGCCAGUGGGCGUAUGCAGGAAGUGGCAGAAAUAAAGAAAAAUGGCCUGUUGACUUUCCUUGCUUGGUGGUACGAGUGGACCUCACAGGCCAGAGCAGCGCCCUUCCUGGGAGGGGCAGCUGGCGAGGCGCCCAAACGGCAGGAAGGCCCGCCCCCGCAGCAGGCCCCGCGCCCAGACAGCGCCCCCUGCAAGAAUUUCUUCUGGAAGACCUUCUCCUCCUGCAAGUAAAACUCCACCCAUGAUUACUUGAGCAAGGAAGUGUAAUGAUGGAUCUGAAUAAAAUGUAUUAAGCA
Molecule: messenger RNA, 452 nt
Organism: Hipposideros armiger (great roundleaf bat)
Lineage: Eukaryota; Metazoa; Chordata; Mammalia; Chiroptera; Hipposideridae
Gene: CORT
Product: cortistatin
Exons: 2
Coding region: 70-387 (105 amino acids)
Biological process (GO): regulation of cell migration; adenylate cyclase-inhibiting G protein-coupled receptor signaling pathway
Cellular component (GO): extracellular region
Molecular function (GO): neuropeptide hormone activity; G protein-coupled receptor binding
Source: RefSeq, a predicted model, not a curated record